CGAACCGGUGCGCCCCUGCCAUUCUCCGAUUCUUAUAAACGAUUUUUAAAUUGUAAAUUCGCUCGUUACAUUUUGCGUCCAUCCAAACAAUCAAGAAUAUCUGGCCACCCCCGUGACUGAUUGAUCUUAAUAAACGACUUAAUAAAAUGACAAGUUCAGUGACUACAAAUCCCUCGACGUUAUUACCCCUUGAGUUGGUUGACAAAUGUAUCGGUUCAAGGAUACACAUUAUAAUGAAAAAUGAUAAAGAAAUCGUUGGAACUUUACUAGGUUUUGAUGAUUUUGUUAAUAUGCUACUUGAUGAUGUAACGGAAAGUGAAGCUACACCUGAGGGACGUAGAGUGACAAAAUUGGACCAAAUCCUUCUUAAUGGCAACAAUAUUACAAUGUUAGUUCCCGGUGGAGAUAUGCCAGAUACAUAAUUAUACGCUAGUCAUACUAUGUAUGAAAAUAUGUAUACAAAUUUUACCAUUCAAGUGUAAAAACUAAUUUAAAUAAGAAUAUUUUUUCUUGUAAA
Messenger RNA from Athalia rosae (coleseed sawfly), 517 nucleotides. Its product is annotated as U6 snRNA-associated Sm-like protein LSm5. The record is from RefSeq and is a predicted model, not a curated record. Gene Ontology annotation, biological process: mRNA splicing, via spliceosome. Gene Ontology annotation, cellular component: Lsm1-7-Pat1 complex; U4/U6 x U5 tri-snRNP complex; U6 snRNP. NCBI's taxonomy places the organism in Eukaryota, Metazoa, Arthropoda, Insecta, Hymenoptera, Athaliidae. The coding region runs from base 147 to 422 and encodes 91 amino acids. The transcript is spliced from 3 exons. Gene Ontology annotation, molecular function: RNA binding.